Molecule: messenger RNA, 3333 nt
Organism: Epinephelus moara (kelp grouper)
Lineage: Eukaryota; Metazoa; Chordata; Actinopteri; Perciformes; Serranidae
Product: transcription factor SOX-13-like
Exons: 14
Coding region: 388-2358 (656 amino acids)
Biological process (GO): regulation of transcription by RNA polymerase II; cell fate commitment
Cellular component (GO): nucleus
Molecular function (GO): RNA polymerase II cis-regulatory region sequence-specific DNA binding; DNA-binding transcription factor activity, RNA polymerase II-specific
Source: RefSeq, a predicted model, not a curated record
UGAGCGGCAGGGCGCUGCGGACGGUGAAUGUUGGAAACCCAGAGCAGUGGAUAGACACAAAGUCACCGGGACUGAGUGAGUGAGUGAGAGGGUGAGUGAGUGAGAGCAGCGCUGCGCUCUCUGUCUCCAAAACAUUUACGCACCGCAGCAGUAUUCCGCCCCUCUCUCUCUCUUUACUCCCCGCCGUCCUCUUAACACCAACAUCCACCACCGACCGGCUCUCUCCACUCUGAAGGACCGGGGGCAGGGAAGUCAGCACACGUACCGAGCAGCCUCCGUCCCAAACCACCGUGCUUUGAAUGCAGUGAGGAAUUAAAGCGGGAGAGGAAGAGGAGGAGGACGGAAGUUUUUUUUUCUCGUGGCGAGCUCAGGGCGCACCGGGACUGGAUGGUUGAGCCCAGCCCUCCAGCACUGCACCUCCUCUCAGGCGGGGAUGUCAGCAUGGCGUGUAUUGGUGUCAAAGUAGAACAGGAGGAGUCAGGUGGUGGGGGUGGAGUCAUUACAUGCACUGAACCUCUUAAGACAUCUCCCACACGUGAUUGGUCAGGAAAUCAUCCACUGGAGGCCCGCCAAUUGACCCCACCACUCUCCCGCUCCCCUUCGGAGGGCUCUCCAGGUAAGGAGCUGCCUCUCAGGCAAAGCCCCGUGGGACGGAAGGAGGCCAGGACACAUGAUAGACCAGAAGGACAAUCCAACUUCAAGGAAGUGCAACCCAUCGCGGCUCAGCUGAGUACCUGUUGUGUCCUGUUAACAGUAAUGCCUACCAUUGAGAAGCUGCUGAAUGCUGACUGGAAGGAGAAACUUCUGGAUAAAAGCACAGUGGGGGCAGGACAACUGAAAGGUACCCCAGAGGCUCUGGCAGAGAAGGAGCUGCAGUUGUUGAUGAUGAUCAACCAGCUGAGUGGUCUGAGGGAGCAACUACUGGGAGCCCACUCUGAGCAGAGGAACAUGGCCGCCCUGCUGCUGGAGAAACAGCAGCAGCAGAUGGAGCUGGCUCGACAACAGCAGGAACAGAUCGCCAAGCAACAGCAGCAGCUGAUCCAGCAGCAGCACAAGAUCAACCUGCUUCAGCAGCAGAUCCAGCAGGUGAAUAUGCCCUACGUGAUGAUCCCUGCGUUCCACCCCAACACCCAGCCCCUCUCGGUCACCUCUGACCCCCAGAUGACCCUACCACUGCAACCAAUCCCCUGCAAGCCAGCUGUGGACUAUUCCAUGCAGCUGCUGCAGAACCCACACCCCACCCCUGUCAAGAGGAGCAGUGGUUCCUUCCGACAGGAAGCCAGUCAGCCCUUGAACCUGACCUCCAAGCCAAAGGGGCUGGAGCUGGGGAAAACACCCAGUCCUCAGAGCCUGGAGCUGGGAUCACUGGCGCUGCAGGGGGCCUACAGGUCCAGAGAUCUCCACAGAGAGGUGUCCCACAGCCCGCCACGAUCUGCCCUCAGUUUCCUCGGAGAAGGCGAUGUGGUCACCCAGGCCAUCCAUGAUGCCCAGCAGCUCCUGAGAGGUCACAGCACCGGAGGGCGAGAAAGAGACAGGGACAGAGAGAGAGAUGGUGGCGGAAAGAUGGAGUACAAAGAUUCUCCCCGCAGCGAGAAAAUUUCUUCCUCCGAGCGGGGUGAAGACAGACACGUUCCGCUGUCCACUGAGGACCACCUCAGCAGUGACUCUGAGGGUGCCCUGUCCGUCUCGGUCCAAGGCAACUAUGCUGAGGCCCGGCCCCCUCCCUCCUCAGGCCACAUCAAGAGACCCAUGAAUGCCUUCAUGGUGUGGGCCAAGGACGAGCGCAGGAGGAUCCUGCAGGCCUUCCCCGACAUGCACAACUCCUCCAUCAGCAAGAUCCUGGGCUCCAGAUGGAAGGGCAUGUCCAAUCAAGAGAAGCAGCCUUAUUACGAAGAGCAGGCGAGGCUGAGCAGACAGCAUCUGGAGCGCUACCCUGACUACAAGUACAAGCCCCGGCCCAAACGGACCUGUAUUGUGGAGGGACGGAGGCUGAGGGUGGGCGAGUACAAGGCCAUGAUGAAGAACCGCCGGCAGGAGCAGAGAGCGACCUACACACACAGUCAAACAGAACCGCAGCAGAUCCACUACUCCCACAGCGAUGGCCAGUACCCGGGCGGUGCCAGCUCGGUCUCAGUGGCAACCAUGCCCUUUCACCCCGCAUUACUGGAGCACUACCUGCCACAGGUGCCCCCCACGAUGCGUCGAGCAGAGGGCCAGGCCACACCUACGUCCCUGCCCAGAGAAAGAGAGAGGGAACGAGAGAGGGAACGAGAGAGGGAGCGGCCGCCGUACAGUGAAGGAGAGGAGAGCGACGCGGGAGAGAGGAGCGAGGGGGAACUGGUGCUCCUGACAGACUGAAGUGGGGGAGUGGGGUGGGUGGGAGAGGAAAAAAUGGCGGUGAGGAAUGAGAGGGGAGGGUAGCUGAGGAGGAAGGGAGCUCUUUGUUGACUGACAGUCGGAGAAGAGGAAUGGAGGAGGAACAGGGGAGACGGGAGGGAUUGAGUUGUCACCAGAUGAUAAGAUUGCCCCUCUGGUAGGCAAACGUGAACAGAUGUGGUGAGAAAACGUCAUACUCACUCCUUUGUAAAUUAGUUGAAAUUAGUAGAACCCCCCCCCACACACACACACACAUAGAGGCAAGCUCUUGUGUUACUCAUUUCCCUUCAUAGACAUGUCAUCAGCUGCUUUGUUUUAGAAUACAGAAGUCAUACUUAAGUUACAAGGGAGAGGGUUUACUGUUUAAUCCCUUAUGCUACUUGCUUUCCUCCCAUGUUGACUUUUGGCACCACAGGGAUUCUUCUCAUUGGAGGAAAGUUUAAAACCACACACGUUUACCAGAAUCCCUGUUUUCACCUGUUUGACAGCUGAGUUACUACUCUGUGGUUGAAGCAACAGGCCAGUGAUGGAGCUGUAUGUUAUCAGCAUGUCAGUACUACCCCCUGCUGGUAGAAGCUGGUUAUUACGUCAUGGAAAAACCCAGAGCAGCAGCAUUCCUGUCUGCUAAUUUUCACAUUAAGUAUCUCAGUGUUGAGAACACUGACACUUGUUGCACCACAUGCUCAUAUAUUAUAUGACACUCACGCAAGUCAUGGAUCAGAUUGUCUGGAGUAGUAUGGAACCUGGAGUUUGGCAGAUUAUAGUGCUCCAAUUUAAAUUUGAUCUUACAAAGAGAAAAUAAAUAGAGAGAUCGAAGGUUUGUUUCAGCAAUUUGGUAAGAUAUAUAAAGAUGGGGGGCUCAGAUUAAAAAAGAAUGGUUAGCAGCAAAGGCUGAGAUGCUGCCCUACAUGCCAGCUGACAUAAAGGGCAGUAAGUAAGUAAGAGGCUGAGAUAUCC